Lolium perenne is the source of this 1427-nucleotide messenger RNA. RefSeq lists its product as uncharacterized. NCBI's taxonomy places the organism in Eukaryota, Viridiplantae, Streptophyta, Magnoliopsida, Poales, Poaceae. Gene Ontology annotation, molecular function: deSUMOylase activity. Gene Ontology annotation, biological process: protein desumoylation; proteolysis. The record is from RefSeq and is a predicted model, not a curated record. Gene Ontology annotation, cellular component: nucleus.
UAUGUAAUAUUUUAUUUUAGAUCUUCCUACCGAUAAAUAUCAGUAAGACUCACUGGUAUUUAGCGGUCAUCAAUGCGAAGAAACGCUUGAUACAAGUAUUAGACUCACUUGGUCCUGGAAUGGGUAGAACUGACCUCACGUUUAUGCUCCGAGGACUUGAGAAGCACUUAAAGACUGCAUCCCAAAGAAGGGGAUUUGACAAAGGUGAAAAGUGGCACGAUCUCGAUGUCACGACAUGGCCAAUAGUAGAGCAUAUCCGAAAACCAGUGCAGACUGAUGGCGCAUCGUGCGGGUUGUUCAUGUUAAACUUUAUGGAAUAUUGGACAGGCGAUAUGCUUUCUGACUGCAUCACUCAGGAGGAUAUGAAAGCAUUCCGAAGAAAAUUAAUUGCCAUAUUGCAUGAUUCGGAACUAAACAAAAUAAGAGGCAGUCCAAUAUAUAAUCAAUCUAAAGAUCAAGAAAAUGGAUCCGACUCUGAUAUUACGGAAUUGCCAAGCCUAGGUAAAGAACACCAAGGAGAUGUAGCCAAAGAAAAUAUCCAGCUUCCUAUUUGCACCUUGUCCACCAAACCACAUGAGUUUGUUGACGAGAUAUGCAAAUACAUCAUGUCCAUUGACGAUGCAACAUGUUUAAAAAAAGAAUGGGUGCGAAGCUCCACACCUUAUCCACUAGGAUUAACUCUAAAGCAAAUUCAGGACAUACUCAGGAUGGACCAGCCAAUGGACAAGGAUUGUUUCAACAUGGCUGUGCGCAUAGUGGCAUGUGAUGAGAUACAAUUUUUUAUAGAGCCUCCCGUGCACAACAUGGACUUGAGAUUUUGUUCGGCGAUACUCCAUGGUAGAAAACAUCCACUUUGGCUUGUUAAGCCAGAUAUUAAGGAGUUGGCAACAUUUUUUCAUAGCUGGCCUGGGAUAGACCAUAAUAUAUCAUCAUGCAACAUGAUUCUUUUACCACACGCAUUUCUUGGCCACUUCAUCUUGUUCACCAUCGACAAACAUGAGUGUCGUGUAUGUAUUUUAGACCCAUGUUCUGAAACUCUAUCAGAAGAGAGGUACCAACUAAAAUUACAAAGAUGUUCAUUCUAUCUAAAUGAUGCUCUUGAGAUAGCGCAACCUGGCUGGAAUUCCGAUAUUUAUUUCUGGCCACGUAAAUAUCCUCACAAUAUCCCAAUACCAACAAGCCCCGACAGAAAAUUGUUUGGAUACUUAGUAUUUAGUUUUAUGCUUUCAUGGGAUGGUAAAAGAUUUGUUCAUCCAGUUUGCAGCGAUGGUUACGAGGUAAGGAAAAAGUUUUUGAUACACAUACUCAAGUAUCUGGCUAAUGAAGUUGAAGACAACAUUCCUGAGAUCGUGCGAGAAUACCUUAGACGCGUCAACGGACCAUGGCUUUAAUAAAUAGUGUAUUCAGACAUUUCUCUUCUAUAAAAU